AUGAGUAGUCCUGUGCGUGACUUCCUACGGUGGGGCCCAGCUUCCACCAAGCCAAGGUUGUGCUGCCCCGUCCUAUCUCACAGGAAGACUGCAUAUCGUGGCCUGGUGUUGAAUCAGUUGCAUAGUCUCCCUUGGACUAUCUUACUUAUACCGAGAAGCAUCGGCUACACCCAACUGCUUGACAAUUACCAGAACUCCGGUGCCCUGAGCAAAGUACUUGUUAUGUUCGGCAUUUUCGAUAUCGCUUGGGGAGGCGUGCUUAUACUGGCCGCGGUGGGCGAAUACAGAGCCCACUCUCCGGAGCAGGCGCAAAAGGGUCUUAAUGAUAGUGAGAAGAACCAGUCUUGUGAUUGUGCUAAGGAGAUGAACGCGGAGAAGAAUAUGAGUGUGGAGGAGAAAGAGGCAGCAUUAGUUUAG
Messenger RNA from Coniophora puteana RWD-64-598 SS2, 417 nucleotides. RefSeq lists its product as uncharacterized. NCBI's taxonomy places the organism in Eukaryota, Fungi, Basidiomycota, Agaricomycetes, Boletales, Coniophoraceae. The record is from RefSeq and is a predicted model, not a curated record. The transcript has 4 exons. Bases 1 to 417 code for a protein of 138 amino acids.